UGCCAGUUCGUAGUUGUUCACUUCACUUGUGUUCGUGCAUUUUUCUGUUCGAACGAAAAAUGCAAAAUUUUCUUGAAACAUUUUUGCACAAAAAUUUCGUUGUCUUCUCUUCUUGGUGAUGGAUGUUCAUGUUAUUGUGCAACUUUGAAAAAGCAAACAUUUUGUUUGGAUCUAAACUAAAAUACAAUAAUUUCUGCUAAUCCAAAUCCAAAGCAAUUCCACACCAAUUAAAGAAAACAAAACGAGCGAAAAAACUCGUCGCGCAUUUAACAAAGAAUAAAGAAAAUGUGAAAUCUCUCGAGAAAAAUAUAAAUUUGUUUUUUUUUUUUUAAUUUUUUUUUAAAUCUAAAUCAAUUAAACCUUCGCAAGGCUGAAAACAAAAAGUGAAUUUCUUUUUACUUCAUCUCGAUUUUCUAUUCGUGUCAUCGUUUUGUGUUUCUGUGAGUGAUCAACGCAAAUUUUAAAUUCGUCGAUUAAGCAGAUUCAAUUCUUAAAAAGAGAUAUAAAAAGUGCGAAUAAAUAAGAAAACGAAAAACAUCAUCAGCCACCUAAAGAAUCGUUCAAGAUGGCAAUCCCACCACCACCGGGACCACCCCCUCCACCAGGUCCGCCUCCUCCACCAGCGAUGGGUGGUUUGAAGCUGGGCAGCUCUGCAGGUGGCGCUGGAGGUGGAGAUAUGAGAUCAGCUCUUCUGCAAUCCAUUCAAAAAGGUACAAAACUAAAGAAGGCCGUUACAGUUGAUAAGAGUGGACCUGCGUUAUCAGGAAAGGUACGUGAUGAGUCUAAACCAGCACCAACAUCAAAUGCCUCCCCGAAAUGGGGUGUCAACAACAAUAACAUUGCUAAUGGUGGCCCGAAAUUAGGAGGUCUAUUUGAAGGUUUGGCGUCAAUGCCAAAAUUAAAACCUGUAAAUGGAGCAAGAAGUUCACCGUCUUCCACGAGAUCAACAACAGCACAACAACAAUCUGAAACAAUAACAUCCUCAACAACGAACAGCAAAAGCCCACCCCCUUCCAAUGGUCCACUAGAUUUCAAUGCCGAACUGACAAAGCAUCUUACACUAAAGAAACAAAAGCAGCAAGUUAACGUUACCGAAGCCAACUUAAGGACCAAUCGAGGACCACCACCACAACCUCCAGCAGCUCCACCGAAGAAUCUUUCAUCUCUGAACACAUCUGACUCGGUGCUUGAAAAGAGUAAUUUAAAUUCACUAAGAUCAAGUCCGAAAAUUGGGGGAGGAGCAAUGACAGGAAGCAAUCAAGCCAAAUCUUCAUCACCUACGCUCUCGGAAGGCAGCAACAGUAGUGGAAGUAAUACACAAACCACUGGUAUGAGUACGGUGAGGAAAAAUGCCGCCAACUUAAAUUUAUCAUUAGGAAAUACUACAAGUUAUGUACAUAGUAUGAGUAAUCAAACAAAAAUAUCAUCAUCAUCUUCGUUAUCAUCGACAAUAACUUCUACUGUUGCCACCGUAACAACACAGCGCGUUACUGGCUUAGCGCCAAAUAAAUCGUCACUUUUUGGAGCAGUUAGUGAAAGUAAAUCACCAGUUCCAGGAUCGCCUUCAUUGAGUGGGAAUACACCACAAACGACUUCAACAUCAUCAUCAUCAUCGAACAGAUUCGGACCAAGUCAUGGCAAACCAAACUUUGCACCAAAACCUCCUGGCAUUCAGCAACAAGUUUCAGCAGCAAAUUUACAAAAGUCUACUGUAGCUCGACACCAUAGUAUGAAAUCCCCUAGAUCCCCACCAAUUGCUCCAGCUGGUGGGCCAGUUUUCCCGACCUCACAAGCCUUUGCAACUAUGCGAGCACCCCUGACAUUAUGUCAAUCACAGGAAACAAUUAGUAUCCGACAAGCGCCAAACCCCCCAAUCGGUCGCCCAACAGUCGCACCACCAAAACCACCUUCAGUCAAAGCCCCUCCGCCGCCAACACCUGCCAGGAGUAUUUCAAACACAAACCUUAAUAACCUUACACUGAGUUCGGCCCAGAGCAACUCGAAUUUAAACAACAGCCUUACGCCAAAUGUAUCUUCCUUACGAGAACAUUUUAAAACGAGUCAAAACAACGUAUCCACAACCGGUACAUCAUCAAAUAAUAAUUCACCGCCAUCGAAGACAAGUUCACCUGUCACGAGCAGAAUACCAGCCACCCAAUUGAAUGGUGCUCCUCCUUUACCACCACACAGGACAUGCCCAGCACCACCGCCACCCCAGCGUCAGACGUCAUUUAAUGCAGGUGCACCACCUGUGCCCCCACAAAGGCACUCAUCAAUGCGCCCUCCUUCAAUCACAUCAGCAACAACAGCUAAUACUGUCAACACCUCAAAUAACAACAACAACUAUGGUCAUAACAACAGUGGAUCAGCAGUUAGUCGUUUGGUUACGGACCUAGAAUCGAAAUUUGGCAAACGAUUUCACAAUGUAACCGAGUUCCCAACACCUCCACCAUUUUUAAAUAUCCAAAAAAUGUAUCCUAGUCGUAAUGCAGUUAAAGCAACUAAUGCACCACCAGUACCAUCAGCACCAUCAGAACCACCACCAUCACGGAAACAAAGAGCACCAGCGCCACCUAUCCAAGCGAAAAUAAACGCUUACGCCCAACAACAAAUGGAGAAUCAACAAUGGUAAUCAUAAACAAUUGAAGUAAUACAAAUUUUGGAGCAGAUGUUAUGAGGCCAUACAUAAAUAGCAAUAAAACCACAAUAUUAAGCACAAUUAAGUUUGUUAUAAUCCUUCAACAUAAAUAUUGUAAUUGUUUAAAAAAACUUAUAAUUUUCUGAGGGCGUUUUGUAACCAAAUCUGAUAAAAAUACUAUAUUGCACUACAAGUAAUACAAAAAUGUCUUAUACAAGUAAAUCGUAACUCAAUAUACAUAAAUCUUAAAGCAAUAAUCCAAGUAUACUAUACUCGCGGUAUUGUAUUUACAAACCUACAUUAUAUACCGCUAAAUGUAUUGUAAAUUGGUGAAAAUAGAAAUUGAGUUAUUUCAUAUAUAGAAAGCAAAAGCACUUCAAAAUGAAGUUCCUAUAAAACUGUAUAUAACAAUGUUUGUACUAACAAAUUAAUAAUUUAAACAAUAUAAUCUAUUAUACAGUCAAAGAUCAGAAAUACCAUGAAAUCCAAAACAAUAAUGACUUUUUAUGUUAAAAAUAUAUCAUUGAUCAAGUUUUGUUUUCUUAAAUUUUAUUUGUUGAUAUAACACAUUUUUUAGGUAAUAUAAAGUUACAACGUACAUACAUAUAUAGUUUUAAGCAAUUUAUUAAAAUCUAAUAUUUAAACAUUAUAUAGAUUUCAUAGCACCAAUAACAGUCAAUUAAUACGUUGGAUUCGUCGCCCUUAGUGUAUUAGGUAAUAUUUUGAAUUUAAAUUAUUUAACCGCUGUUAACAAGAGUCGCAUAAUCAAAAGAAUAAUUUUAUCUUAUAAAAAUAGUUAAACAAUCCAUAGUGUUCUUUGAAAAAUUUACAAACCAUAAAAUACAAUUGUAUAAUUUAAUUAUAUUAUUUUAAAUGUGUAAUAUUUGUAAAUAUAAAUUUUAUAAAAAAAAAACAAUAAGUUCCAUUCUCGUAUAAAUUAAGAUAAGAUUUAGUACAUAUAUCCAUAAUAUUAAAAAUGCAUUUAAAUAUGAAAAUGAUCGCAUGAAUUUAAACUCGAGACAUUAGCAAUAUCUUCUUUUUUUAUUCGG
Messenger RNA from Eupeodes corollae, 3687 nucleotides. RefSeq names its product WAS/WASL-interacting protein family member 2 (gene Vrp1). The transcript is spliced from 10 exons. Gene Ontology annotation, cellular component: cytoplasm; actin filament. Bases 566 to 2632 code for a protein of 688 amino acids. Lineage: Eukaryota; Metazoa; Arthropoda; Insecta; Diptera; Syrphidae. Gene Ontology annotation, molecular function: actin binding; microtubule binding. The record is from RefSeq and is a predicted model, not a curated record. Gene Ontology annotation, biological process: actin filament polymerization.